CAAAAUUCUGACAUCAUGUCUGAGAUAUUGACUGAUUACAAAAAACGUGAGCUUGAAUGGAAAUUAAGCCUGAGCACCGAGUUCCCUCUUCGUUACGUUAAGCAGCAGGCUGCUCAACAAUAUGAAUUUCUUUUUUGUGUGGAGAUUCCUUGGCCAUUGCUACGCUUAUGGGGUGAGAUUUUGGAAGAUACAGCCAUCAAAGCAACUUACUUAGACCUUCUCAACUCAACUGUGGUUGAUGGGUGGUUUAUGGUCAAGAGGGGCUGCGAACGUGUAGAGAAACUAUUAUAUAAGACAGCAGCUGUGGUGAAGAGUACCUACAGGAAAACAAGUGGGAGAAAAAAGAAGCAACUGGAUGAUAAAGUAUAUAAACUGAGUAUAAGAAGGAAUGAAGUGGAGACAUUUGAAUCCCUUAAGUCUGAAAUUGAAAAAUCUCAGCAUGAACUUGACGAAUGGAAAAGAAAGUUCAAUGAUUUGGCAGCAGAAAAGGAGAAAUUGUAUGAUGACAUGAUAAGGGAGAUCAAUGAACUGCAAGAAGAAAUAACAGAUCUGAAACAGGUCAACAAAGACUUAGCAGAUUAUGUGGAAGCCCUUGAAAAAAGUGCAUCACUACAAUGUCAGGGGAAAAAAUAUAAUCAGCUAGGAACUAAACAACAAGGUAGGAAGCUUCGCCUUUUAAAAAGCAAAGCACAAUGUGCCUUGUGGUUUUGCAAAAGCUUUGGACUGGAACUGACAGAGAUAAAACUACAGGAUGAAGAGGGCUUAAUUCACAGCUUAAAUUACUCUGCAUCCAAUUCUACCCCUCAUGGACAUGCAAAUUUGGAUGAAGAAGAGAAAAACAAAGUGGAACAGGUUUUGUUCCUGCUUGAUAAGUUUUGUGUAGGUGAUGAAACGUAUCAUGAACUUUCCAUGAUCACUGAAGGCCUACCCAAAUCCUAUCUUGUGAAACAGUCAAGAACAGCAAUGAACAAACUAUAUCAUAUCGAGAGAACACCUGGAAAGUAUUCAGGAUCAUGUUUAAAUUUCACUUCUACAUUUAAGGAUCAUGUCAGGGAGCUCCUUAAGAAGGAACCUGAACUGAAAGAAGGAAAAAUUCAAGUCAAAUUGAGUGGGGAUGGUGCUCGUAUGUCAAGAACAACAAACUUUAUGAUGAUGUCCUUUACAUUACUACAGUUGAAUGAAAGUGUCAUGUCCCCUAAGCAUAACAGAACAGUAGCAAUCAUCAAUGGGCCAGAGAAAUAUGAAACCCUAAAAACAUCACUCUCAAAUUUUUUUGAUGAGGUAAAUCAACUGAUUAGCACAGGUACAAUAGCAAUUGAUGGAGAGGAUGUUGAACUAGAAUUUUUUCUAGGUGGGGAUAUGAAGUUCCUUCUCAUGAUCCUGGGGUUGAGCUCAGCUACAGCUGAUUAUGCUUGUGCCUGGUGCAAAAUUCACAAAGAUGACAGGUGGGACACAAGCAAGCCCAUCCACCAUUACAAUGAGGAACCAAUGAGGCGCACUCUCGAAGAAAUGAAAACACUCUGCUCUUCUAAAGAUAACUUUGGAUGCAUUCAUGAGCCACUUCUAAACAUUCCACUAACACAUGUAAUACCUGAUGAACUUCAUUUAUUGUUACGAAUAACUGACAAACUACUACAGAAUAUCAUUGAUGAGGUACUGGAGAGGGAUGCUGUGGAGGAUUUUGAUAAGCCUAGAGGCCAACCUAAAGGGAUAUACCUUACAAGACUAGUGAAAGCUAUAAAUGACCUGGGAAUAUCUUUUUCUGUCUGGAACAAAAAGAAUGCUGAUGGCUCUGAAAGCCAGGUCAAAGAAUUUACAAGUCUCCUUGGGUCCCAGAAAAAGAAACUCCUGAGUGGAUUGCCCUCUAACCUUCAGGAAUUCCUGUACCCAAAUACAUCUGCAACAGUUAAACAACUGUGGGUUGAUUUUGGCCACUUGUAUGACAAGAUUUCUGAUUUUAACCUCACCAACACUUCUGCUCAUGACAUAUUUCUUGAUGCAAAGGCUUGGAUUGAACUUUUCUGUUCUCUACGAGGUGUUCGCCAAGGGUAUACCAGACCCAGAGUAACCCCCUAUAUGCACCUUAUUCCCUACCACCUUCCUUUCUUUGUGCAAAAGCAUGGUUGUCUCAAACAAUUUACCGGGCAAGGAGUAGAAAAAAAUAACGAUGAUGCUAAGAGAAUCCACUUUCACAAGUCAAAUAAGUGGGAUGCUGCCAGAGACAUACUUUGCACAGAAAGUAGGCAGUGGGAACUAAAGCACCAUGAACGUAAGAAAGCCACCUACACUAAAAGGAAGCUAGAUUACUGGGAGGAUGAAAUCCAUCGAAAAAGGAAAGAACAACGGGCUUCUUCGGCAAGCACAUCCAUGUACAUGGAACGGGUCGAGGAUGAUGAAAUAUCUGAUGAAAGCCCCACUUGUGCCACCCAAGAUUAUAACAAGAUGACAAUUGCACAACUCAAAGAAGUCAUCAAAAGAAAAGGAAUGAAAGUGAAAAAUAUAACUAAAUUUAAAAAAAAAGACCUAGUGGCUCUUGUCGAAAAUUCUCAAGUACAAUAAAUAUAAUC
Stylophora pistillata is the source of this 2567-nucleotide messenger RNA. RefSeq lists its product as uncharacterized. NCBI's taxonomy places the organism in Eukaryota, Metazoa, Cnidaria, Anthozoa, Scleractinia, Pocilloporidae. The record is from RefSeq and is a predicted model, not a curated record.